This is a messenger RNA of Lates calcarifer (barramundi perch), 599 nucleotides long. RefSeq names its product NDUFA4 mitochondrial complex associated a (gene coxfa4a). Bases 127 to 375 code for a protein of 82 amino acids. NCBI's taxonomy places the organism in Eukaryota, Metazoa, Chordata, Actinopteri, Centropomidae. The record is from RefSeq and is a predicted model, not a curated record. The transcript is spliced from 4 exons.
GUUUCCUUGGCCUUUUCUUCCGCCCGAUCUCGCAGAUUAAAUUGCACACACCGUUUUGGCAAGACUGUUGGUAAUCCGUUUAUUUCUGUACAAACUGUGAUAAACCAGCCCUCUCAAACGUCCAAAAUGUUCGCCACGGUCCGCAAACAGCUUAGAAGCCACCCAGCUCUCAUCCCCCUCUUCAUCUUCAUCGGUGGAGGAGUAACCAUGUCCAUGAUGUACCUUGGUCGUCUGGCCUUGAAAAACCCUGACGUCUGCUGGGAUCGCAAGAACAACCCAGAGCCCUGGAACAAACUGGGCCCAAAUGAUCAGUACAAGUUUUUCACAGUCAACAUGGACUACAGCAAACUGAAGAAGGAUCGUCCUGAUUUCUAAACAUCACAUCUGCUGGACCAAAAGCACAAAGAUGAGCUGAUCCGCACAGCCCCAUUUUGGACUCUUGGAACCUUAGGGAUGCAGAGGCUAAACCCGCACAAUGAUUCAUAUUUAAGUUCCUCAUUGCAUCCCAUUGGCUUUUUGAGAUGGUGUCUCUUAUUUCUCUUUUUCAGUCACUCUCAAUAAAGAGAAGGAGUCUUUUCUCCUCCAUACAGAGAAAAGAA